CCGAGCUGAAGAUGUUAAGACUUUCACUGGGAGUGAGAAGGAGGAGUCCAUCAGAGGAGCAGCUGAGAGUCAGAGAGGAUGAGAUGGUCUGAGCAUGUGCAGAGGAGGGAGGGUGAUGGAGCUGCCAGGUGCAGAACGACUGCUUUGAGUUUCCUGCAGUCAGCACGGAGCUUCGAGGUUUGCUGCUAUAUGAAGAACAGGACUUUGAAUAAGUGGGUGAGAGUGGAGGAAGGUGAAUCUGAGAGGAAACCCAGACCCAGAACUAAGUCGACCUUUGGUCAGUCACAUGACCCCCUCCUGAGAACGACACAAAAAGGUUUCAUUCUGCUGCGUCUGCACAGAAAGGGAAGGAUGAAGUUUUUGGAGCUGUUUGGGCGUCUAAAAUCCGUCGUUAUUGGAAUGAUUCACGUGAAAGCGUUGCCAGGUAGCCCACUGGGCUCUUUGAAAAUGUCUGAAAUCAGCGAGGCGGCGUGCCGGGAGGCUGCGAUCUACAGAGACGCAGGGGUUGAUGGACUGAUCGUUGAAAACAUGCACGAUGUGCCGUACUCUCUGAGCGUGGGCCCCGAGGUGAGCGCCUGCAUGACCGCCGUCUGCUGCAGCGUUAGGGCCGCCUGUCCGUCCCUGCCGAUAGGAGCGCAGAUCCUGACUGCAGCCAAUCAGCAGGCUCUGGCUGUGGCUCUGGCCUCAGGCCUGGACUUCAUCAGGGCUGAGGGCUUCGUCUUUGCUCACGUGGCAGACGAAGGCCUCCUGAACGCCGGCGCUGGGGACUUACUGCGGUACCGCAAACAGAUCGGAGCUGAGCACGUGCAGAUCUUCACCGACAUCAAGAAGAAGCACAGCUCGCACGCCCUGACAUCAGACGUGAGCGUCGCAGAGACGGCACGUGCUGCUGAGUUCUUCCUCUCAGACGGCAUCAUCAUCACAGGAGCAGCCACAGGACUGCAGGCCGACCCCGAGGAGCUCCGAGGACUGCCGGCACAGACAGGAGACUCUGACAGGUCAGAGAGGGCACACCUCAGACGUUUCCCGGUCUGUGGGAAUCCCCGUGCUGAUUGGCUCAGGAGUGACCUAUGACAAUGUUGAACGCUACCUGGAUGCAAAUGCGAUGAUCGUGGGCUCCCACUUUAAGCUGGGCGGGCACUGGGCCAACGAGGUGGACCCGCAGCGGGUGAAGAGGUUCAUGGGAAAAAUCCGGAAGCUCCGCCAGUGAACGAGCCGCCACGAUAAAGACACGCAGACCGCAGCUUUAGAAAAUCUCAAAAACUUUAUUUACUUGUUUUUUUUUUUUUUAAGAUUUUAUAAAUACACACAAAUAAAAACAAAUUAAAAUCUCACAUUUGUGUCAAAUAAAAAGAAAAGCAGCAGGAAUGCUGCAAA
This is a messenger RNA of Oreochromis niloticus (Nile tilapia), 1377 nucleotides long. RefSeq lists its product as uncharacterized. NCBI's taxonomy places the organism in Eukaryota, Metazoa, Chordata, Actinopteri, Cichliformes, Cichlidae. Bases 79 to 1074 code for a protein of 331 amino acids. The transcript has 8 exons. The record is from RefSeq and is a predicted model, not a curated record.